Molecule: messenger RNA, 638 nt
Organism: Hippocampus comes (tiger tail seahorse)
Lineage: Eukaryota; Metazoa; Chordata; Actinopteri; Syngnathiformes; Syngnathidae
Product: solute carrier family 15 member 2-like
Exons: 2
Coding region: 39-302 (87 amino acids)
Biological process (GO): transmembrane transport
Cellular component (GO): membrane
Molecular function (GO): transmembrane transporter activity
Source: RefSeq, a predicted model, not a curated record
CGGCUUCACAGGAGUCCGGUAGAAUUACGACACACAAGAUGGAGGACGUCCAUGCCAACAACGUACACGUGGCCUGGCAGAUCCCUCAGUACGUCCUCAUCACGGCAGGCGAAGUCAUGUUCUCCAUCACGGGCCUGGAGUUCUCCUACUCGCAGGCCCCCGCCAACAUGAAGUCGGUCCUGCAGGCCGGGUGGCUGCUCACCGUCGCCUUUGGGAACGUCAUCGUCUUGAUCAUAGCGGAGGGCGCAGGGCUUGAGCAGGUAGUCUUGACUUUUAAGAACAUUUAUGCCAAUUUUCGUUAGCACAUCUAUGGCUUUUUGCGCUAUAUGUUAGUAGCAAGCUAGUGUACAUAUUUUUUGACGAGGUGGUCUGGUUUGAUGGCACAUUUUGGCGUUUGUCCUUUAAUGUGUGUCAGUUUUAUAGUAAAUGUAAAGUGAACAUAAACGGUGAGUGACCAAAAACAAACAAAAAAAUAAAUGGCAUGAAGCAAGCACGCUGUGCCUUUUCUUUGGAGGACUGCGAAUAAGUGAAUCGUCUUUUGGCUCAGUGUAACUUCAGUCAUGUAAUAUGACAACGGCUUCCUAAAUAGGACUUUAUUCUCAAAAUACUCUUGACUAUAUUUACAUUUACAUUUAAGA